AUUCACCGAAAUACCAAGAAAGAUGGCCAAGGCGUUGGGGAAGCUCUGAAUGAAGAAGCUUUUGGAGUCGGAGUGGUCACCAGAGGAUCCCAUUUGCUGAUACCAACUGGUUCUGUUUACGCCUCUGCCGAUGACUUAACCCCAAAGGAGAUCUCGCAGCAAAUCGCUUUGGAUGCGUGGAUAUUUUUCUCCUCCCCCAAUGGGGCCUCGUUUGAGGAGUACCAAGAAAGUCAUCUCCUGCAGUUUUCUGCGAUAAACAGCGAGGCUUUGCCCAGAAACGUCCAUUUGCUCACUUUGGAGCCUUGGGGAGAUUCAACAGUGCUCCUGCGACUGGAAAACUUCUUCGGACAAGAGGAUGAAGACCACUCUGAUAUCGGGUUGGUGAACCUGCAGGACUUAUUCACCUCGUUCAAGGUGCUCAGUUUGAGGGAAACCACUUUGGGAGCAAAUCAGUACCUGCAGGACAACAACAGGAUUCGAUUCAAUGUUGCGGACGCUAAAAGCCGCAAAAUCGUGCAGGAAGACGACGAUUUCAUCGUUAUACUAGAGCCGAUGCAGAUUAGGACUUUCAUCCUAAAAGUUUCCUAUUAGAUGUUUUACAACUGAUCUGGAAUAAAGGCGUUUUGCGGUU
This is a messenger RNA of Dendroctonus ponderosae (mountain pine beetle), 631 nucleotides long. RefSeq names its product lysosomal alpha-mannosidase-like. Gene Ontology annotation, molecular function: carbohydrate binding; alpha-mannosidase activity. Lineage: Eukaryota; Metazoa; Arthropoda; Insecta; Coleoptera; Curculionidae. Gene Ontology annotation, cellular component: lysosome. The record is from RefSeq and is a predicted model, not a curated record. Gene Ontology annotation, biological process: carbohydrate metabolic process.